CACCUUGAACCCAGCCCUCAUCGUACACCCAGCGCCGCGGUCUACUCUACAUGCCAGCCCUUGCUACGAGAUCCGAUGCUCUAGUACCGUUCUAUCUUUCUGGGCAAGCCGCGCCCUCUCACCCUGAACAUCCCGAACCUGACCCCGACUGAUUAAAAGGACCCCGGCCUCUGCAUACUUCACGGAACCAUUUUUCUGCGCACUGAAUAGGGGGACCGCUUGCAUCCGUCAACGAUUUGUCUCGACGGGCACCUUGUACUCUCUUGACGACACUCACCUCGAACCAGCCGUCCAGCUCAAGACUCAGUCAUGGUUCCUCCUACGAACACCCACGAUACUGAGCCCGAGCCCGAAAUCGAAUGGGGCCCUCCUUCGGCCUGGCUUCCCGACCCUCGCACGGGCAGGAUGCGCGAGUACACACACGCUGAGGUCCUUGCUGCGCUACUUGCAGGAGAUCCCGAGGAGGAACGGAGGGAACGAGAGGAGGCCGAGUGGCUGGAGAGCGAGGAGGUCGCACGGAUGGAGCGCGAGGAAGCUCAGCGUCGGGAACGCGAGUCAGCCGAGCGGGAAGCGCGCGAGCAAGAGCAGCGGUCCAGUUCGGGAACACGCAGGAAGCGCGGGCACACGCAUGCGGCCCAGAUGUUGGCUGCGCUCCUCGGCGACUCUGAGCGGGAAGCAAGGGAGCCCAAGCAGGAGCAGUCUAAGGGGCGCGAUCAUGCUCAGCGAGGAGACCACACCACAGCCAAGCCGAGGGCACGCGAGCGUGGGCAGCAGCCCAAUGAUCCGCCGCCGGGAGCGAAGAAGAAGCGCGGACGCACGCACGCGCACAUGCUGGCUGCGCUUCUCGGCGACCCCGACGAGGAACGAAGGGAUCGAGAGCAGGCCGAGCGCAGGGAGCGCGAACAGGCUCAGCGUCGGGAGCACGAGAACGGCGAGCGGAGGGCCCGCGAACAAGCGCAGGAGGACCAGAAUUACGCCACCGACACUGAUGACGACUGUGGGCCGAUCUCCUUCGCCGGCGGACCAAUGCUCGAAGGGAUGGGUCUCCCGACGCUGGACGAGGCUAUGGAGAAGCUGGAGUUGCGGGCGAAGAGGCAGGAGGAGAAAGAUGCGGCGAAGAAGAGGGAGGAGGAAGAAGCCGCCCGAGUCAAACAGAAGGGCACGGCCGCAAAACAAGAGGCGGAGGUGGCGAAGCAGGGAAUGAAAGCGGCGAAGGAGGAGGCGGUGAAGAAGGAGGGAACCGCGAAGGAGAAGGCAUCGUCGGUGAAUCAUGCGAGGGAUCACGAGGAUAUGGGGGAAAAACGUAGGAUGCCUGACUGCCGUUGCGCUCGGUGCGAUCCCUGCGAUUGUAAAGACUGCCAUCAUGCGCAUUACCCUACGUAUCGUCGUAAAGGUCUAGGGAAGUAGUAGCUGCGAAUAACUCUCCCAAAUGUACUUGUACGUCGCCGCCUUGCAAUCGCUGAGGGUAUCCGCAGUUCUUGUUGUUGACUGUCAAGCCGC
Molecule: messenger RNA, 1500 nt
Organism: Schizophyllum commune H4-8
Lineage: Eukaryota; Fungi; Basidiomycota; Agaricomycetes; Agaricales; Schizophyllaceae
Exons: 2
Coding region: 310-1407 (365 amino acids)
Source: RefSeq, a predicted model, not a curated record